CUCCGGGCGCGGUCCUGUCACGCUCGCACGGGGUGGAGGCUGAGGUGGCGAUGGCGGAUUUCGAUCCUUACGACGAUCGGGCCUACAGCAGCUUCGGCGGCGGCCGGGGGUCUCGUGGUGGUGGCCUUGGUUCACGCAAACAGAAAGAGCUGCCAACAGAGCCCCCUUUCACAGCCUAUGUGGGAAACCUACCCUUCAACACUGUUCAAGGAGACAUAGAUGCCAUCUUCAAGGAUCUCAGCGUAAGGAGUGUACGACUAGUCAGAGACAAGGAAACAGACAAAUUUAAAGGAUUUUGUUACGUAGAGUUCGAUGAAGUGGAGUCACUCAAGGAAGCUCUUACAUAUGAUGGUGCACUUUUGGGUGACCGAUCACUCCGAGUGGACAUAGCAGAAGGCAGAAAACAGGAUAAAGGUGGCUUUGGUUUCAGAAAAGGUGGACCUGAUGACAGAGGAAUGGGAGGAGGUUCCCGAGAAUCCAGAGGAGGUGGAUGGGAUUCCAGAGAUGACUUCGGUUCUGGAUUCAAAGAUGAUGAUUUCCUGGGAGGCCGGGGUAGAGGAGCUCGCCUUGGAGACCGACGACCACCAGGUGCCUCAAUGGGAAGUGGUGGCACUGGUCGUUUCCGAGAUGGGCCUCCCCUUCGUGGCUCUUCCAUGGACUUCAGAGAGCCAACGGAAGAGGAAAGAGCACAGCGACCCCGACUUCAGCUCAAACCUCGAACAGUUGGUACUCCCCUCAAUCAAGUAGCCAACCCAAAUUCUGCUAUCUUUGGUGGAGCCAAGCCCCGAGAGGAAGUAGUAAAGGAGCACGACUGAGCUUGGUGUUGAGAGGGAAUGGGGAGGCGGGAGAAAACGCAAGACAGUACAGAGUGACUAGCUCUGCUGGAAUGUCAACCCUGCAGUUUACCAUUCCUGCCAUCUGGCAUUUGUCCUCUUUGAAACCGAAAACACAGAGCUUGUGAAUGCAUGUCAGCUGUUAACAAGUGGUUUUUAGUAUGUUCUUGGCUUUGCUGUAUCUAGUGCCUGCUUUGUGCUGAGUUUCCUCUUCUGUUUCCUUCCAAGCAGCACAGUUGCCAGUAGAUAAGGCGGUGUGGCUGCUUCCACGAGUGUGGAGGUCUAUGGACAAAGGUGCUGCUUCACUUCCUCCUUUCUGGGUUUAUUUUACUUUAGAAGCACAGGUUAGACUUAGUUAUUACCCUGUAUUGUUUCCUUUUACUUCCUCAGUGCUCCUCUUCUGACCUGCAUGUCUUGUUCUGUAUUGCUGUGGCUCUGAAGAGGAAAACUGGAGAGUCCAGAUGAGUUGAACAUAAUAAUUUACAGUUCUAACCAUGUGGUGAAAUACCAUUUAGAAUAAUUGAUGAGUGGUUGUAUAGAGCAGAGCCCCUUAUAAAACUAAGGAGGCAGCUGCCCUUUCUCACAGGUUACCUGGAAGUAUCAAUAGCUGCAAAUAAAGUUGGCUGACAAGCCUGGCGAAUAGGUGGAAUCAGUAUGGAUAAUGCACCUGCCAGCAGAGUGCUGCUGAUUGUCUUUUGUAGGCUUCAAAAUGGUAUGAUACUACACUCCUGAGCUCAAGGUUAGUGCUACGAAACUGUGCCUGUUUGAGCACAGCUGCUCACUGGCUCUUUCUGCUUACAUUUCUUUGGGUUUUACAUGUUUGGUAAAUUUUUAAAUGAAGUUUCUACAGGUAAAAUUGACUUUUUUAUUUUUCUUUAAGGAGUAUAUACUUUGCCAUGCAGUAUGUAAUUGCCAUUAUCCCCUGUAUUUCUUUGCCCAGUGGUGUACAGUUUUAAGACCUCUGCUUUCACAAUACCAUUAAAAUGGGCAGAUUAGAAAUAGUUACGCUAUAGAUUUCUUCAUGUAGAAGUUUGGGUGAAAAGCAUCUCUAAUUGCUGCAUAUCUCUCUGAACUUGAAGUGUUUCUUGCAAUUGUUGGGUGUUCUGUGUGGGAGGAGGGAGGGGGAAGCUGGAGCUAAGGGGGAGAGAGCACAUUGUUUGAGAACAAAACCUGGAUCUAUAACACUGAAGUAUGGAUACAUCCAAUGCAUGAGAAACAUGGGCCCCUAAUACUAGUGCUGACAGCUUUCAGGUAAAAGAACUAGCACUCCAAAGUUCUUGGAAGCAUGGCUGCUUCACUGCCAGCGUAGCUGCUAGUGGUGAAUUUCUUCUCUAAAGUUACUUUUGUAAUGUCAGAGUCCCAGCAACUCACAGAACUACUCUUUCCUUCCUUCCUGUCACUUAAUCUGCUUCUGAGAUAAGAACCAUUUGUCUAACACUAAUAAUUAAUUUAAGACAGACAUGCAUUUGUGUGGUUGUAUUCCAAAUCAAUAAUUGACCUAUUUACAUCCUCAACGUGGAAAAGAUUUUAAGAACAAAUUCCCAUAUAAAAUUCACCUCCAGUCAAGACAAUUGACUUUUAAAUGUUUAAAAAAAAAAAGAACAAAAAAAAAAAAGAAAAAAGAAAAGAAUUCCAAACACUUAACACAUUCUGCUUCGUAACAAAAUAAAUUUAUGGAUAUGGUAUUUUGUGAAUGAUCUUUUAAAUAAAAGAAAACAUUAAGUAAUAUUUAACACUGGUCUUUAUUUGAGUCUGCUAUAGCUUGUGUCCAUCUCCCCCUCCAAAGUUCUUUAACACUGUAUUAAUUUGGAAGUAACAGACACUUAAAUAAGGGGGGGUUGGAAAGAAGGGGAGAAAUAUAAUGUAGACGAGUACCAGACUGUAGUACUAGACAAAGCUAGACUGUAGGAGACAGUGAAGUAAAAAUCACGUAGAAGAGGAAGCAAGCUCAAGUUUUGUCCUGUGGCUUCGAGUUCUGUUGCAAAGGCUGCAGGGCAGAAUUUGGAAGUAUUUAAGCUUGUACUUCCUAAAGCUCUUGGUGACGUUUCCCAGCAGCUGAGUUCUGCUGCUCUCUGAAAACGGUGCCCUGUGUGGUGAAGGGCAAAAUGUGUAUGCUUUGAGUUGGAGUAGUGCUUUUUAAUGUGGUGUGUUUGGUAAGGCAAAAUAAAUAGAUCAGCUUGCUGUUUUUCUGCCUGGUUUCUCCCAGCCUUACUUGAUCUGUUUCCUGCUGGAUGUAACUGUUAAUGAUGUUGUUGCCCUGUGUCUUUGAAGUAUAUGCAUACUGCAGGGUAAGUUAAAAGCCAUGUGUUUAGUUUUUAAUUGAAGAAAUGAGCUUUGGCCUUCCUACUGAUUUUACCGCUUUCCAUAGUAUGAAAUGAUGGGAAUUGUUUGUCUUCCAGCUGUUCAGUCUGCUCUGUAUCCUCAAACUUGCUAUCCUGACAGCUUGAGCAGAGGAUCCAAAUCCCUCUCACAAGUGACUUGCUGAGGCAGGCUGUACAAGCACUGACUGUCCUAUGUGGCUCAUCUCAGACGCAGAAGGGCUAAUUGGCUGGAGAUGGCAUCCUUCAGCUGCUUCCACAAGGCUUGCUCAUAGUUGAUCUUUCAAACGUUAUUAUGGUGGCAAUAAUUUCAUUACUCUGCAUGGGUUUUUUUUUGUAGAAGUAGCACUGAUUUGUGAGGGGAGGAAAAAAGCUCAUCCCAUUCAAGUUCUCUACCCGCUGACCUUUCACUCAUAAGUUCUCUACUAGUGAAAGCAGCCUCAUCCCAAAAUAGUCUGGUUUUAAUGGUUCAGAUACGUAAAUCUGCGUUGCUUGGUUUCCUUUGGGUUGUUCUACCUUAUGUCAACAGUUAAAAAAAAACUGUUUAAUUUCCAUAUGAUUGGGUUGUUUAAGUUCUGUAAGAGGAAACGAGAUGACUCCCAGCAGCAAAGAACAGCUCAAGCUGUAGUGCUUCCUUUCGCCUGCCCCUUAAGGCUUGACCUGGAAAGGCUCCUUAAGGCAACCUUAACCUUAAGGCAAAGCCUCGAGCAGGAGGUUGCUGCACUGGUAACAAGUGGGUAAAACACUUUGUGGCUCUUCGUGUUCUCACUGAGUAAUUUCUAGUAGCAGUGUAGAGCUGUUGGUUUCUUUUCCCAGCUUGAACUUAAAAAUAAAGAAAACUGUAAUCAGGAAGGCAGUAGUUUUGAUACUGAAAUGGAAUUAAACGGCACUGCUAUGCUGCUGCACAGAGAGCUUUGCGUUCCUCCAGUUUGGUUGCAGGUUGAAGAGGCUGCUGUGGUGUGCAUUUAAUGUGCUGCAAAGCUGUGCUGUCAACCACCAGCAGCAAGUAAGCACAGCUCCGUGCCUGGGGGUUGUCCCGAGAGCUGAACCACCACCCGUUAACUUAACAGCACCCCGGUGGGCGCUGUGUUGUGGUCGUAAGUGCUGUUCUGGUGGCUGAGGAGAUGGGUGGGGGAUGUUCAGCUGUUCAGAUAAUGAGCUGGUGGCUGAGUCCAGUGAAGCUGUGCCCUCGGGGCUGCCUGACUUCACUUUGUGAAGUGUCAGUGAGGUGGUAGAUACGCUGGUAUGACUGAGGAGCUGCUGUGCCGACACUGAAGUUCUGUUAGGUGCACUGCAGCUGGCUGUGGUUGAGAGUUCCAGCCUAGGCUCGCAGUCCUGGGGCCAUUAUGAGUGGUGCUGAUAUUUUUACAACCUGUCCUGUGAGUUCUGUUAUAGUUUCAAUAACGACUUUAGCACAUAGCCUGCUGGGAGCAUUGCUACCUGUAGUGAUAGCUGCUGGCUUUGUCUUAAGGCAGAUAAGGUCUUGAAAAUUUUAGAGCAAAUUCUAUUACAUUUUUUUUAAUCAUUUUUAAUACUUUAGUAAUCAAGCUGGUAAAUCUUGAAAAGCAUAUAUAACCACUUUGUCAGAGCAUGGUAAAUUUCACAGCUGCUCUUGUCCCACUGGCUGCUUUCAACAGGAGCUCUUUGCGGUGACUCCUCCAGGCCUGUCCACGUUCACCUUGGGUGAAUGUGCACUUUGAAGCCAGGUAUGGAUGGCUGAUUUUCUAACCUUGCAUCACUCCUUCUCUGUGUGUGGAAGUGCAUCUCAUGGUUGCUCAGAUGCUUUCAGCAAGAACGCAGUUGGUAAGCUUUCAUCCCAGGGCUCUGAAGGACUGAGGCUGUUGGUGUGCAUCCUGACGUGUCCCAGCACAGGGUCAGUCACCGCUGCAGUUCUCAGGCGUUCCUUCUGGAUUGGAUUUGUGGGAUGCAGUUUCAUAGGUGAUGGUUGUCUGAAAUGUUUAGAAGGAAGAAUUUCUGUGGCCGAAGGGGAAUUUGAUUUCCAGCUGAGACUGGAAUGUUCUAACCUGGUAGAAUCCCUCCUUGUGUAUGCCACUUAUCCCACUGCAAGAUUGCACGGAAUCAAGUAUAUUUGAAGCAGCAGAGGGUCAUCUUUCAGUGGGUACAUGCAUUUUACAUUUAUAUAUUCUGCAGUUUUGUUUUUCUGUGAUACUGUUUGCUAUAGUGAUAUUAAAGCAGGCUGAACGUGGGCAUUUAAAGCAGUGUAAUCAUAUCCGUUGACUUUGCUUUCUGAAACGGUUGGAUCCUGUAGUGACUCUCAAGCCUGGUGCACGUUAGUAAUAGCAAUGUCCUGCUGAUGUUCUGGGCCAACUGGAGAAAUGUCCUACCAAAGCUCCACGUGUGCAGCUUGCAGCUUUUCUGCUCCUCAGGGGCUGUGCAGGAGCCCUGCUGGUGUCUGCUCGCUGCUGUGCAAAGCUCAGAUGGACACAAGGAAUGGAGAUCAGGUUCUGGCUGCACAUGCAGUGUUAUGGUAUGCAUUCAGUGUCACAGUGUCGCUGUUAUUAGGUCACAGAUCACGUUCCUCAUGUUACUGUAGCUGUUCGGGUUACUCAAUCGAAAGCAUUUUAGGGUUUCCUGUUCCAUAGCUUUUUCCCUUGGCUGAAUGACUCUGUGGCUCUGCCUGCUCCUUGCGGGCUGAUUUUAACUUCAGCUUCCCUCGUUUCUGUCCCCAUUGCAGCAAAGUGUGUCCGAGGGCUUUAAGGACCUCCAGAUCUCUUACAGAAACACGCUGCUUACCUGUAAGUUCAUGCACUCUUGUGUAAAGCUCUACAGCACCCCAGGGUUGGUGUCAUUGCUGGGAACAUUGCUGGUUGCCACCUUGCUGCCCAGUAGGUUUCAGCCAGGUUAGUGUUCAUCGUGGCAGGGAUUUCCUUCCCACUAUGAGAUUGUUUUGUUAUGUCACCGUGCUCCCAAAAUCUGCCUCUUCCUUUUGAACAAACCAAAAAAAAAAUCACUGAGUACCUCUAUGAACCCCUGCAAAACCUGUACUGUAACGAACCUGUACGAUUUGUAUCGCUGUACAAAACUCCAAUAAAAGCAUUCAAACCUUC
Gallus gallus (chicken) is the source of this 6219-nucleotide messenger RNA. It is a transcript of the gene EIF4H, whose product is annotated as eukaryotic translation initiation factor 4H. NCBI's taxonomy places the organism in Eukaryota, Metazoa, Chordata, Aves, Galliformes, Phasianidae. The transcript has 7 exons. The coding region runs from base 51 to 815 and encodes 254 amino acids. The record is from RefSeq and is marked validated. Gene Ontology annotation, molecular function: RNA binding.